Acanthosepion pharaonis is the source of this 1221-nucleotide messenger RNA. The record is from the annotation of a GenBank genome assembly. NCBI's taxonomy places the organism in Eukaryota, Metazoa, Mollusca, Cephalopoda, Sepiida, Sepiidae.
AUGACUUUCCUGUCACCCUUCUUCGUGAUGACUUCUUUUAUCAUUCCUAUGUUGGCUAACCGUCUUUGUAUUUCUUUCCUUGUGAUGACUACUUUUAUUUUUCCUUCAUCAAGAUGUAUUAUUUGCUCUUUCCUUCCUCGGAUGACUUCUUUUGUUUUUCCUUCAUCAAGAUGUCUUCUUUCCUUUUUCCUUCCUCGGUAUGACAUUCUUCUCUUUUUCUUAAUGACUUUCCUGUUACCCUUCUUCGUGAUUCCAGAGACGACCUAUUUUGACUCUCCAUCUUUCUAUUUCCUUAUACGACAUAAUUUCUUCUGCCUUCCCAUGAAUAUCUUCUUUGUCCUUGAUUUCUUCUGUCUUCCUAUGGAUAUCUUUUUUACCUUUCUUUUUGAAAACGUCUUUUGUCUUACCUUUCUCGGAAUGAAUAUUUUUUAUCUUUUGUCUUUCCUUCAGCGAUAUAUCUUCUUUUGUUUUUCCUUCCUACAGAUGACUUCUUUUUUCACUGAGAUGAUUUCUGUCAUGUUUCUUUCCAUUUUCGGUAGGCGAUCUUUUUCUUUCCUCUUUUCUCUGGAGAGUUUCUUUUGCCUUACUUUUUCGUGGUGCUCUCUUUUGUGUUCUGAUGACUUUUUUAGUUUUUUUUUUCUCCGGGAUGACUUCUUUUACCUUUUCUUCCUUGGGAUUAUUCUUUUUUUCCUUCCCACCUAUAUUCGAGAUAACUUUUUCUUCUUCGCAAAGACUUCUCAUGGCUUUCCUUCCUUGGGAUGUCUCUCCUUCUUUGGAAUGACUUAUUGUCUUUCCUUUCUUGUGAUGACUUCUUUUGUCCCUCCUUCAUUGCGAUAUGACUUUGAUUGCCUUUCCUCCUUUGUAACGACUUUUUUUGUCUUUUCUUCCUUGGGACAAUUAGUUUUGGCUUUCUUUCCUCAUGAUAGCUUCUUUUGUCUUUCCUUCUUCCUGAUGACACUUUUUUCCUACCUCGAACUGAUAUAUUUUUUCGUUAUUCCAUAUGCAUUCUUUGACCUUUCUUUCCACGGGAAAACUUAUUUUUCUUUUUUUCCUCACGACGAAUUCUUUUGUCUGUCAUUCAUUUUUUUUAUCUUUCUUUCCUCGGAACGACUUCUUUUGUCUUUCCUUCCUUGUAAUGACUUCUUUUGUCUUUCCUUCCUUGGAAUGAACAUUUUUUUUCUUUGUUUCCUUGGGACGACUUCUUUUGUCUUUCGUUCCUAG